This is a messenger RNA of Macrobrachium nipponense, 7409 nucleotides long. It is a transcript of the gene MICU1, whose product is annotated as calcium uptake protein 1 homolog, mitochondrial-like. Bases 174 to 1853 code for a protein of 559 amino acids. The transcript is spliced from 14 exons. Lineage: Eukaryota; Metazoa; Arthropoda; Malacostraca; Decapoda; Palaemonidae. Gene Ontology annotation, biological process: mitochondrial calcium ion homeostasis; calcium import into the mitochondrion. Gene Ontology annotation, cellular component: uniplex complex. Gene Ontology annotation, molecular function: calcium ion binding. The record is from RefSeq and is a predicted model, not a curated record.
UAAAUUACGAGUUGAUGAACGGAAUCGAACCAAAACAUUGAUCGCCAUUUCUUCUUGUUGUUGGCCUGAGAGAAGAACAUCACACUAGGAAGAACAUCGCCAGUUUCGUCACUCCCACGAAUUCGUGUGUGUGAAUGUGUUGUUGUUCUCUAGUUUAACUGAAAAAGAGCCUGAUGCGGGGAACACUCCUUAGAGUACUGCCAACCCUCACUCGAGAACGGGGGUCACUUCCUGCCAGUCGUUUUACCAGUCUCGACACUACCCUGGUGCCUAAGCCAUGCAGUGUGAGGGGCCAUUCAGCGCUUGCAAGCGCUCGGAGAAGAGAUAGCAAUAGGUGUCUCACCCCCACUGCAACGACAGAACAAGAGAGGGGCUACAAAAACUUUGGACAUGCUGGAGAACCACCUUUGAAGAGAUUUACCAAGAUAUAUUACUUUAUUAUAGGGGCGGGAAUAAUUUACUUUUCCUUCAGCUGGAAACGGAUUUGGAAGCUUUUAACUGUCGAGGCAGCGGAAGUAUCUGAAACAGAUGCUGCUGAGCAUCAGCAGGAGAGUUUCACCAAAGAGGAGGCAGAACAUUCAGAAGGCUCUUUGGAGUCUGCCUCUGAAGACUCAGAAGGGGAAGAUACUGGAGCCGAGGAACCCAGGAAGAAGAAGCGUGUUGGAUUCAGAGACAGAAAGAUCAUAGAGUACGAAAACAGAAUCCGGGCUUUUUCAACACCAGAUAAAAUUUUCCGCUACUUUGCUACCGUCAAGCUCGUCCAAAAGACCGCCAAUGGGUCGGAAAAGACCGUGGUUUACAUGACUCCCGAUGAUUUGCUGCGAUCAUUGACGCCAGGAAUGCAACAGCCAAAUGGUCUUGGCCUUGACCAGUUUAAAAAGUAUGACCCAAAGGAACAUCAGAUAGGGAAUGAAUUUGAAAAAGGACCUACAGCUCCUUUGUCAACCUUUUUUGAAGAGAACACUUCCAGCAAAUUAGAACUUGCUCUGGAUGAGGAUUCCAUCUUUUACAAACUUGGAAGUUCAGGACUCAUAUCGUUUUCGGACUUCAUUUUCCUUCUCACUGUGCUUUCAACGUCUCGGAGACACUUUGAAAUCGCCUUCCGAAUGUUUGACCUCAACGGUGACGGCGAUGUCGACUACGAAGAGUUUGAUAAAGUUGCAACUUUGAUUCGUAACCAGACCAGCAUUGGCGCACGUCACAGAGACCACGCCAAUACUGGUAACACUUUCAAAGGUGUAAAUUCUGCUCUCAGUACGUAUUUCUUUGGCUACACUUUGAAAGAGAAGCUGACCAUUGAAAAGUUUUUAGACUUCCAGCAGCAACUUCAGCAAGAAAUCCUCAGUCUGGAGUUCCGUCGCAAGGGACCUGACGAAAAUGGUUUGAUUCCUGAAUCUGAGUUUGCCGAACUGCUUUUAGCUUACGGAGGUUAUACAACCAACAAGAAAGCAAAAAUGUUGAAGAGAGUGAAAAAGGCCUUUAAGGGAGAGGCUUCCCUUGGUAUAAGUCGAGAUGAUUACCUCAAGUUCUUCCAUUUCCUGAACAACAUCAAUGAUGUGGACACAGCUCUUACGUUUUAUCACAUUGCUGGAGCUUCAAUUGACCCAGCCACCUUGAAGCAUGUUGCCAGAACUGUAGCCCAUGUACAACUGUCAGAUCACGUUGUCAAUGUAGUCUUCACCCUCUUCGACGACAACAAUGAUGGCCAGCUCAGCAACAGAGAGUUUGUAGCAGUUAUGAAGAACAGACUUCAGAGAGGUUUGGAGAAGCCUAAAGACACAGGGUUCGUCAAGCUCAUUGCAUCCAUGUUUAAGUGCGCCAAGGAGACGAAGCCCGUACUCCUGGACAUAUGAGGAAAGGUUCGCACACGGGAUGCCAAAGUGAAGGAAGCCAAGUGGGAGAAUCACUGCAAGGGAUGCAAUUGCCGAGGCAAUAGCAACCAUCAGCAUGAAAACAACGAAAAUGGCAGUGAAGCUAAAGAUAAGGAGGAAUAAUUCUGUUUGGAUUCCUCAAACUAAAGGCGUCCUCAUUUUAAGCAUAGGUAAUGAAUGUUUUGAUUUUAUGUCGAAUUUCACUCUGGUGUCCUGUUGUGUGCGUGAUCCCGUGUUUGAAGUCUCUGAUUGAUAACUGACUCGGCAGUUGAAGGACUGCAAAACUUUUUGUAACUAGUAUAGUUUGUAGAUGAAGCUGUUUAUUAAGGCAGUGUGUAAUGAGUGAUACAUGGAAAAUUUGGAUUCUAUUUAUUGUACUUAAUAUAUUGAAUUAAAGACAAAACAUAAAAAUUUCAGUAGUCUUUGCAAUAUGUUAGUAAUUUUGGAUUGUGUAUAGAUAUUUUGUCUUUUCUUUUUGUCAUUUUAUUUAUUUUUACCCUUGGCAAUAAUUCUUUGGGAAUUACCAGUUGCAUUGAAAUGAUUCAAAUGUUGAUCCUCACCCUUGCCUUUUAUCAGUAAUGUUAAUUCACCUUUAAGUAUUUUGAAUAACUAGAUCUUUUGAAAUGGCUUUUGAAGUAAUUGCCAUAGCCAUUAUGUAGUAUAAAAUUGUUUAAUGUGUUGUCAAAUGACCAGUGUUUUGAAGCUUUCAAUAAGAAAUUUUAAAACAAUUUUACAGGUUGGUCAUAUGACAUUUCAAUUUAAGUGAUUUAGUGACAUGAGUAAAGGUAGUAUUGGAUGGUGCCUGAGAAAAAAAGUUCACAAAGUCCAUGCCUCAAAACUCAAAGAGGCUCAUGAACAUUUAGAACAUACAUGUCAUUGUUAUGUUAAAAGUUGAAGAUUUGAAGAAUGUACAAUUGUACAAGUCGUACUAAAUGGCCAAGUGCCUAAGGUCUCAUCACAAAAGAAGAGACCCAUCUGUAUCCAGUAUUAUUGGAGGUAUCCCCGGAGAUAGUCAGUCAGGGUUUGUGGGGUUUUUCUAUAUGAACGGUACAUGUGUUUGAUAGUCUAUCAGUAAUAAUUCCAUAUGAUAAUAGAACAUGCAGAAAGAUAUGUAUACUAGGGAAAGUGCUGUCUUUAAUAUAUAAUACAGUAUAGUGCUUAGAUAAGUUGGUAGAGAUGAUGUUGCCCACUGAAAUUGUAAUUAGUAUCUCAUAGCAAAGUUGUAGUGUGGAUACGGAAGCCUAGUACAAGGUCUUGUUUGUACAGGAAUAGAAAUCCUAGGUUCUCCUUUCAAUAUCAUUAUUACUAGUAUUACUCAGAUUUCUUGAAAACAGUAUUUAUUGUCUUAAAGUAGGUACAAAAAUACUGUACUGGUAGAAAUUAGCUGGACAUCUAACAAAGUUGUUGAUAGUUUAACACUAACAUAAUUAUGUAGGAAUUGUGCUGUCAGACUUGCAGAUGUGAGUAUUUAAGAGUUUUUGAUCCACUUGUUUAUUUUUUUGUAUUAUGCAGGUAGAUUAAGAGUCAGUUUUGGUUUAAAGAAUGAUAGACGUAAAGUAUUGGAAAUACUGUAGAACUGAUAGCACUCAUAACUGUGAAAUAUAUUUAUCAUGGUAAAGAUUUAGUAAGAGUAAAGUAACUUGAAUGUGAUUAGUAACACACAAACCAAGGAGUAUGUGUAUUUUCUUCACAAGAUAUUUUUAGGCAAAUCACUUUUCCUUCUUCAUUUUAACAUCCUUUGAGAUGCAUGGACUUUUGAAGUAUAUAAAGCAUAACGUUUCUAAAGGAACCACAUGUUAAAGAAGGCCAUUUUGAUACUUGUAUCAGAAUGUUUAAAAUAUUAUAAUUAUUGUUGCUAGAACCAUACAAUACUCAUAUUUACGGGUGAGAGGUGAAUGCUAUACUAUUCUCUAAGAAAAGCUGACAGCUUUUUUAUGUUCUUGCCAGUGAAUUCUGUAGGUAGUUGGUUCAUUGUAUUGUCAGUCUUGGUUUUUUUUUUUUUUUUUUUUUUUUUUUUUUUUUUUUUUUUUUUUUAAGCAUUUAGUUUUAUUUCAUUUGUAUACUGGUUAUGGAUAGAGCAGCAUAAGCAGUUAAUUCUAUCUUCACUUAGAUACUGUAGUUUCUUAAAUUUCCUAUUAAUAUACCAGUGGUGCUAAUUACGCUGUGUUAAGAAAUGUUUUGUUUUAGUGCGUCUGUAGACUUGUAUGUAAUAGUGGUUUAUGUAGUGCUGUGUGCAACUGGUGUGGUUAGUGUCCCAUUUCUUCACAGAGAAGCAUAAAUAAGAAACUACUUAUCGGUGGAAAAUUGCUAUUUAUCCUCUGGGGCUUUUCAUAUUUGGUGUUGGUCUAAUAUGAAAGUAAUAAUUAAUGUCCUGUGAAGUUGCUUUGAGCAUUGCAGUAUAAUAUUUGCUUUCGGAAUGUCCAUUAAAGUAGGUUAUUUAUGCCUGUAUGCACUUCAGAUUUGUUGAGAUUUUGAAUUAUAUUCAGGGUCUUAAGGAAUCAUAUAAAUGGAAGGGAUUUUUUUUUUCUUUUUUUUGCUUUGUACAGUAGUUGAAAGGAGAGGUUUUUUGUUCAUUAUAAACUAUCAUUAAGAAUUAUUCAGAUAAAACUUGUAAAAUUCCCAAAAUUCAUAGUGUAUCAUUUAAAUUUUCUUUUUUGUUUGGGGAAAACUAUCAUGAGAGUUCAUAAAAUAUUCUAAAGGGCCCACGAUAAUAUAAUUGUUGAAAAUUAAAAAAUUUUAGGUUGUAUGGUAUGUUUUGCAGUUGUACUUAUUAUUGCUAUGGCUGUGCUCAGAAAAUUAAGUUUUGUAGGUAUAGAACUUUAUGAAAGAUAGUUUUUAAAUAGUCUUAAGAACUAUAACAAGUAAAUUGUUUUAAAUUAUUGGUGGUAGUAGCAUAAAGGUUUCUCUUAGCUCACAUUAUGUCUUAUCUCUUUUUGGCUAUUCAGGAUUUUAUUAAUCUCUUCAUUAUCUGUUCUUGUGGAUGUUUAUAUUUUAGUCUUAAGUUUUAUGUAUUUAUUUGAAUGUAUAUAUAUAGUAUAUAUAUUAUUUUGACCCCUGUAGGAAGUGGAAUACCAAAGUAACUGUGUAUUUAGAAAAGAAAACUACUGUACUAUGAGGGUUAAAUGAAUUGCUUUAGCUAAUUUGCAGAAUGUUUAUGUGACCGUUGUUUUUUAAGUAAGAUUCACUUUACCUGUAUUUGAAUUUGGUAGAGGGUUCCUACUUGAAAGUGUGUGUGGCACUCUAGAAGAUACUAAAGGUCCUUUGCAGUGUAUCUUCAACCUAUAUUGCAUUGAUUUUGCUUUUUAGAUUCCACCUAGCUGUCUGUCUAAUUUCUUUCUAACAUUACCUUCUGUUCCUCUCAUUUUAUUUUGUAGUAUUGUAGAAGGGGUCUUUAGGUGAUUCUUCUGAGACUCUUUAUAAUGCAAGACUGUAGUCUCCAGUUUUUCAUUUGAAAUUUUUAAAAGUUUUAUUUUGAACAUUCACAUUCGUGUCAUCCUGAUGAUUUAAUAGUACUAUAGCACAGGAUUAAGGCACAGGAUAAUUAACAGGUUUUACAGUAAAGGACAUUUUCUUUGCAGCAUUGAUCAUUGAAGUGAUAGGUAUUCCUUUGGGCAUUCGCUGAGAAUUCGUAUAGUUUGCAAAACCAAGCAUGAUAACUUUAUAUUCCAAAGUCAUACACGAUAUACAAGUACUACCAGGUUCAUAGUCUUUCAUAUACUAUAGCAGAAUUGGGAAACAAAGUAACUGAGGCUAGUGACUGUCUCCAAACUAAAGCAGGUUGGGUAUAAUUAGCUUUUUUGUCUUUCUUUUUUAUAUGUUUUUAUGCAUUUUUUUCAUGUAAUGUCUAUUUAUUAUGUUUUUAGCAAAUAUGUUUCCAAUGUAGAUAAAGUUAGCCGUUGACCAUUCAAAGGAAGAUUGCAACUUAUUUAGAAAAGUAAUGAAAGACUGUUAAAUUUAUAAGUUCUGUUAUGAAGGUGUACUAUGUAGUGUAUGAGUUGUGUAGCAAUGUACCAAGUUUAUUUUCCUGAUCAUCAUCAUUACAAGUUACUGUGAGACCAUCAAGUCUUAUUUCUAGAUUCUCAUAAGGAUUACCUGAAGGAUUCUUCUGUAAAUGAGAAAAGAAUAUUGAAGUAGAGAGAGGCCAGAGGGAAUAGAUGAAAGUAUGUUAAUGGAGACACACCACAAGUGGCUUCCCUUCUACAGGGAUUUUUCUUGGUAGAUUGGCAGAUUGCUUUGCUCUACUGCAAGAAGAGUUGAAAAGAAGUAAUUAAGGGGAGUGUGAGGUACAUUUAAACAGUAUUUACUAUGUAAGCUUGAAGACAACCAUAUGAAAGUCAGAACUCCAUCUUGAUUCUCACAUUUAGUAUUCUUUGUAACUCCCGUUGCAGGGUGUUUGGAAUACUGUAGAGUCUCGUCUCUGUUGGUACAGUAUAUGUAUUGUAGUUAAGAGCUCAGUAAGUUUGUCGUAACUAAUCAAAAUAUAGUUCUCUCUUCUCUGUGUUUUGUCAAGUUGAACUUUCUUUGCCUCUCAUUUCUGAUUUUACGUGUCAAAUUUUUCUAAAUAUAACCAGCAGACUGAUGGCCUUAACCUUUGGAAAAUUAUUUUAUGAAAUUGCAGUCCAAACUAUUUGUUUAUUAACACUUUAUAUUUGUCAGUCGUUUAGAUAGAAUGUACUGUGUAUUUUAAAAGAAGAUUGUGCUAAAUUAAACAGAUACCCACUUAACCUAUGUCAAAUUGCAUUUUCAAUGUGACACGUCAACUUGAUCAAAUGCUUUCCAUCUGUUCACAUCUGCUCAGUCUAGUUUUGUGUUACGUCAUGUAGGUGAUCUGAAGUCUAGUCCAUUUUAUCCUGUAAAGGGUUGAACGUUAAUCCCCAUCCAUUAGUUUUUAGCUGUAGCUCAGAGUUUUAUUCAUCAUAUAAAGCAUUUAAUAUUUAAAUGUUUUGCCUUGCGUAAAAAUACUGUACUUGUUUGUAUGUUACAGUUUUUUACCAAAAUUUUAUGCUUGAAGUAAAAUUUUAAAACUUUGUGAAGAGUUUUGUAAGUUCAAGUCUUUACUAUUGAGUUUUUAUUCUUUUUAAGUAAAAUAUGUACUACAUUUAUGGUAUUGAAAUUAUAUAGUAAUUGAAAAGUAAAAUUUUAGUUAUAUAGUAAUUGAAAAGUAAAAUUUAAGUAAUUUAACAAGACCAUUUUAGAUGGUGAGGGCAGUCUGUAGCUGUCUUGAUACCAUACCAGUUGGAGAAACAACUAUUAAAAAAUUACUAGUACGUAAUCUAAAUUUGUGAAAGUUAAAAAUGGUACGAAUGACUUAAGAUAUUGAUUCUCAGUGUUGAUUGAAGAUGUAUGCAAGUUUCAUAUAUUUAUGGAGUAUGAUUUAUUGUAUAUAAUGAUAUGAAUGGCGUCGUUUUGGUGUGAAUUGUCCAUCCAUCCAUCCUAAUGUUAUUCCCUUGUUGUUGUUUUGUAAAAUUUCAGGGUUGUUUGAAAUUGUACCUGUAAAUCAUUUAAUAAUCAGUGAUUGUUAAUAAAGUGUAAGAUUGA